AUGCGACAGUGCGCUUACAAAGGAUUCGGCGAGCUCUCGAGAAAGAGCCAUUGGUACUCUUCAGCUGUCCGAACCGGUGAUUUCAUCCACUGUGCUGGCCAAGGUGGCUACCUUAACGAGUCAGGUACACAGCCGAACACCAUCGUUGAGCAGAUCGACCAGGCCUUCAUCAAUAACGAUACCGCUCUAGAGGAUGCAGGCAGCAAGGGCUGGUCCCAGGUUUACCGCGUGAAUUCUUUCCACAUCUCUUUGGACGCCGUGAGCCAGGAUGCGAUGGCUCGAAACUUCCGGAAGUGGAUGCCAGAUAACCAUCCCACGUGGACAUGUGUACAGGUCGGUCGUCUGGGGGGUGAGAAUAUGUGGGUUAAAAUUGAGGUUUCAGCUUAUGAUCCAGAGGGGGCGAAGGAAACGGGCACAAGCCCGGUUUGUCAGGCCUAG
Molecule: messenger RNA, 438 nt
Organism: Aspergillus affinis
Lineage: Eukaryota; Fungi; Ascomycota; Eurotiomycetes; Eurotiales; Aspergillaceae
Exons: 2
Coding region: 1-438 (145 amino acids)
Source: RefSeq, a predicted model, not a curated record